GCAAUUUGUAAGGGUGGAGCAAGCAACUAAUAAGUAGGUUGACUAGUAGGCUAUACACUAUGUGUUAACUAAUAAAACGAUGUGAAAUAAUUACUAGUAUGGACACAGUCUUUCUAAAUGGGUAUCGACACAGUAUAUUUUAUCGACAUUUUGCUAACUGGAUAGUGCACAUUUUCACCACGGAACGGCAGCAAAUCGCACUGGAAGGCAGGACUGAGGAUAUGUAAUGAGGACAUUACGUGAAAGCAGCAAGCCUCAAGUCUAAAGAUGAGGACGUGGGUACAGAAGAAGCUAAAAAUAAGUUAAAAACUCAGAUAAGGAUCUUCAUGAGACAGUUUGGAUGUGUAUUAAUUGUGCAGUAAAGUGACGCGCAACAGUGAGUUGUGCAUAGACGGGAAAAGCCAUGCCUUUGGUGGAAUUCGCUGCAGGAUGCGUUUCAGGUGGUGUUGGAUUGGCUGUUGGCCAUCCAAUAGACACAAUGAAGGUGCGUCUGCAGACCCAGAGUAAAUAUAAAGGGAUUCUUGAUUGCAUAACAAGGACCUACUCUCGUGAAGGGAUCCAUGGGUUCUUCAAAGGCAUGGCCUUUCCGGUCCUGACCACUGGCAUCACCAACUCUGUGGUGUUUGGCUCCUAUAGCAACGCUUUAGACUACCUCACUCACUCCCAGGGCAACGAGAGGAGCAAAGGCAACAACGCCUCUGCGGCAGCUGUGUUCGCGGCCGGGUGCUUCUCUGGUGCGACGCAGGUGUUGGUCACAGCGCCCGUUGACCUGGUGAAGGUACGCCUGCAGACGCAGACCCAGGAGGGAGGCCGAUACAGGGGCCCCGUCCACUGUGCCGCGGUGAUCCUGAGAGCGGACGGGCUGAGGGGCCUGUUCCGGGGAGGCUUUGCCCUGGCCUUGAGGGACGUGCCCUGCUACGGACUGUACUUCCUGCCCUACGAGAUGACAUGCAGGGCCCUGACUGAGAGCGGAAAGCAACCGGGUACGUUCGCAGUGUUGAUGGCGGGCGGGCUGGCGGGCGUGGUCACAUGGGCCUUCGCCACCCCCAUGGACGUGGUGAAAGCCCGUCUGCAGAUGUCGGGCGCUGGGGGCCAGGAGUAUGACGGGGUCCUUCACUGCAUGCGUGUCAGCCUGCGAGAGGAGGGACCCAGGGUGUUCUUCAAAGGCCUGCUGCUCAACAGCCUGAGAGCCUUCCCUGUCAACGCUGUCACCUUCCUCAGCUACGAGAGCCUCAUGCGGUCCUUCACCUCCCUGCCAGCUGACUGACCCGCAAGGACAGCAGGGUUUCCCACAGCACUUUUCAUUUACUGCGGCCGCCUAAGCAACACACGCCCGCCGCCUUAACUACGUAGUCCCAA
Molecule: messenger RNA, 1359 nt
Organism: Hypomesus transpacificus
Lineage: Eukaryota; Metazoa; Chordata; Actinopteri; Osmeriformes; Osmeridae
Product: solute carrier family 25 member 45
Exons: 7
Coding region: 404-1267 (287 amino acids)
Biological process (GO): transmembrane transport
Cellular component (GO): mitochondrion
Molecular function (GO): transmembrane transporter activity
Source: RefSeq, a predicted model, not a curated record